AUGCCAAUCGGUUUUGAUCAACAGAUUUACCCACUCAAUGCUACCUUAACCGGACGCCCGAUAUUACACGUUCGAGGUAUCAAUUUGGGACACACGGUUUCGGAUCUGGUCGGUCACGUGGAAUUGGAGGGACCGCAACCUGUAGCUUGCCACGUCCAGACCAAUGCGUACUUCAGUUCACGUGUGUUCACUUGUCAACUGGACUCGGCCGCCCAUUUCACUCUACCCGCCCAGGGCAGUUUGAAAGUUGUGGUCAGCCGGUACAAGUAUCAGGCAUUCUCGCCCGUAUUUCAUUUCCUCUCUCCGCGAUUGUACGAGGUGCAUCCGGAACGCGGUCCCAUAGCUGGUGGGACGCGGCUCAAAUUGCACGGGGACAAUUUGAAUAUUGGUGCGCAUCGAACGGUCUGGCUGAUCCCGACCGGAGAUGAGACGAGUGAGCAGAGGAUUAAUUUGGAUGCGUUAGCCAGUCGUUCCAUAUCUGUGGCCUGUGUCAUUGAAAGCGAAACACCCGAACUGAUUGUGUGCCGUACGGGUGCCUUGCCAUCAAACCUUACCGCGGCAAUCGCAUCAUCUCGAGCCGCUAAGUCUGCCGUGAAACGUGUACGCAAACUGGCUGUCCCAUCGAACGCUGACUCAAUAGCUGACCUAUCCACAAUGCGUUUGGACGAGUCCAUCAACUCGAAUCCGACUGCCCCGCUUGUUCCCAUGUCUCUGGUCCUGAUGCAUGAUCAGACCGCGACUUUCCCGAUCCGGCAAUUCACAUUCAUUUAUUCACCGAAUCCGCAAAUUCGAACGGUGCGAAGACAGAACGUUCUGGCCAGCGGUGGAACCACGAUCCGAGUGGAGGGCGAUUUUCUGUUCGUGGUUGAGAGGCCCCGCCUGCUGAUCUACCACAACGGAUCGGAGUAUAUUUCGGCGUGCACAUACAAAUCCCCAUUGUUGGAAUGUCUGAGUCCGCGAUUGAUGCGACCGCUCACCACGGAACAGACGACUGAAACCCAACUGACCGAGACGAACGGGACGCGUUCGGACCCGGAAACUCCAACCCCCUACUACACUACCCUUGGGUAUCUGGCAUCUGACCACGUGUCCGAUCGCAACUAUACAAAAGACCAGACAGAAAUUCAACCCAUGUCUACCGGAGAACUGUUGUCUUCCGUCGCGAGCUCGCUCAAACCGGCUCUGUUGUUGGCUAGGACCACCAGCCAGAUAACAUCACAAUGGCCUAUGGAACUUGUCUACGGAUUCAUCAUGGAUGAUGUGCGUGAGUUACGCGCGCAUGGACUUAUUCGAGUUCACCCUGAUCCGUUUGUCACUCCGUUCCCGGACGGAAUUCGUGUGGAAGAACUGGAUGACGUUGUUGUCAAUGCGGACAAUACCAACCUUGUUCGCCACGAGCGUCAAAUAACAUCCCAGACUCGAUCACUGUCGGACACAAAGGAAGGUUCCGACGAGGUGAUCCACACGGAAGGUGGCACACCACACUCAUCGCCUCCUGCACGAGUGCAUCAACUGUUACGUCUGUUCGGUCAAUUCCAACCGCUCGUUCAGGCCCCUGAGCUUCAAGCGCCGGAUGAGUUGAUUGUGCGCAUUGGCACUUCACAACGCUGUCUUGUCAGCUCUGUGGUUGAAACCGAAAUCCGUUGCGAUCUUGAUCAAAGCCAGCUGAGCACAACUGAGGACUAUCCGGUUGAGGUUCAGUUUGGUCGAUAUCUGAUCUAUCGUCCAGGUCGUGUACGAUUUGUCAGUUUGGGUCAGACCGCGCUACGCAAUCAACUGAUCAUCAUUCUCACGGCGGUUGUGGUUUUCCUGAUUCUCGUCGCCUUGAUCGCGUUUGCAAUUUGGCGCCGAUUCAAUCGACACAAACGUGACUACCAGGCCAGGUUGGGUCAGAAGUACGCGGAACAUGAGAAUCGUGUGGUACGCGUGUUCCGAGAAGAUUUCAUGGAAUUGCAAACCAACAUGCAACAAUUCUCACAGGAAGUGAAAAAACACAACCUACCCUAUCGAGACUAUCGGACAUUUUGUCUGUUCUCACUAUUUCCGGAGUAUCAUUGUGAACUCAUGGUCCCGGUCAAUCCACACGCUUGUGGUUUUGCCCCUCGCAGCGUCACCACACAGUCCACACCCGAUUUGCGUACGGCGCACACAGGAGCCGGUGAUUUCGGACAACCGGUUCCAUCACAUCCCCUCCUAUCCCCAUUCAUGGUCCCCGUCGAAUCGCACGAUGUUGCCUCACGCGGUAUCUCACUGUUCAACGAGUUGCUGUGCAAUCGUCAAUUCUUGUGCUUGUGUAUUCGUGUUUUGGAAGAGGAUGAGCAUACCACCGCACGUGACAAAUCACGAAUCGCCUCUCUGCUGUGCGCAGCGUUGCAGCCAAAAAUGGUCUAUCUGACUCGAAUCAUGUGUGACCUGAUGGCCGAUAUGCUCAAACGGUUACACAACAAAGGUGACAAUCGAUUGCCGACCGCUUUCCGUCGAGCUGAAUCUGUUGUCGAUAAAGUGGUGUCCAAUUGGCUCUCAUUUCUACUGUACAAUUUUAUUCGGAAUAAUGUGGGUGAGAAUCUAUUCUACUUCUAUCGAGCUCUGCUCCAGCAACUCAAUUCCGGACCACGAGAUGCGGUGACCGGAAAGGCUCGCUAUACUCUGGACAGUUCCACGUUGCUUCAAGCUGAAUUGACCGGCAAACCAAUUAACCUACUAGUCACUGAUCCACAGUCACUGUUCCAAUUGUCCUCGGAACACGUGACCGUUCGGGUGUUGGACUGUGAUACAAUAUCACAGGCGAAGGAGAAAAUCCUGGACGUGAUCUACAAAAACCGGCCGUACUCGGUACAACUCAAACCGAUCCAGUUGGAUUUGCGAAAAUUACCCAAACCAGCCAUUUCUACAAGCGUACCCGAUCCGUCCGCAAGUCAGGGAGAGAUAAUGUGUGACUGGGAAAUUGGUAUUCGAUCAGACGCGAACAAUCAUGCGAAUACGAAGCCGCCUUAUCGAUUGAAUUGUAUCCACGACUACGGUCUAAUUGAUAACGACCUUGUUGCGCUGGUGAUUUGUGAGCACGAUCGUGCAAAACCGGUACCUAGCACCCCAGUCUCAACACGUGGUGUGAGCACGUUUCGCAGUCGGAAAUCACAACCGCAAACAACCGUGGGCAGUGUGAGCACUCACAUGACCAGUCCGCUAUUGGCCGAAUCUACUGUUCUCGGUAGUGAGACAUUAUCGGCCAACGGUCGCNGUCGCCUCGGUCAGUCCGAAAUUAGUCCGGCCACGUCAAAUCUGGACGAAUAUGCCAACCCACGAUCACUGUGUUCCGAGGACGAACCAAAUUUAAACACACGCCCACAUAGACUACCCUCAGCGCAUGCCCUCAAACCGACCGGUUUCCCCGAUCCUGCGUUGUGGUACCACCUGGAAUGGACCGGUAGUUCGAAUGGGAUCACAAGCAAUGGUACUUUGCACAACUCACCACAGCUUAAUUCCAUGCGCAGGGGACGCACACGCAAAUCCCCGGGUCCAGUGUGCCCACAUGGUUGUUGCGGCCAUACGGCCAAGUGCAAAUGCCCACGGGACCCAGAUCAGGUAGUAGUAUCCCACACUACCAGUAACGAUUCUCCGCGCGUAUCCACGUGGACGUGUCGAUCCCGCUCAGCCCGUCGAUCACCCUCGGUGGCCCGGGUAGAUGUAACCACGGGGGCUGGGGAUGCGUUUGUCCGACGUCCAUUGCUCGAGCGCGAUAUGGACGGUCCGGAUUCGCGAAUGGACAUCACUUCGGGACGCGCGAGUUUGUUCAGUCGCACCAGUGUCAAACGUCGGAAGCGUAAUCGAAGCAAAUCGAAUCAGGGACGUUUGAGACGGACUCAAACCUCGGUCAGCUUUGAUCGACUGAUGGAGAGUUUACCAAAGGAAGUGUUUUUCAAUCGUCUAGUCAUGACACGCGUAAGUGCAUGCGCAACUGGUACAUUUAUCUUAAACGAAUUCAUGCUCAACGAGUGA
This is a messenger RNA of Echinostoma caproni, 3996 nucleotides long. Lineage: Eukaryota; Metazoa; Platyhelminthes; Trematoda; Plagiorchiida; Echinostomatidae. The record is from the annotation of a GenBank genome assembly.